AUUUCACUCCUAAAGAUCAUCUCGACCAACUUUCAAUCCAUCUUCUGGUCGUAUUUCGUCACCUUACAGCACAUCGUUGUUGGAUGACGAUCCUUGGAGAAAGCAUAUAAGACCAUAGGCUCUUCCUGCCUAGCUACGUGGGUGCCUUGCUCGUUCGUCCUCUCAGAACCCGACGAGGCUCAGAUCCACCUCCACCAUUCGCCCAAAACUGCUUCAACGCAAACCCGGCCCAGCCAAUCACCUCAACGAAUCCUGUCCAAUCCAUCGCCACGGUCCAAGUAAGACUCGAAAGCCGAUCCUCGCCGAGUCAUCUGCCCCGUACGAUUCCACCUGCCCAGCGCGUUCCAGCACGACAACGACCCUGUCGACAGCGCGCCGAGUCUUGAACUCAGUCUUCAUUGUCCUUACUCUUGAUUCCCAUACGCUCCUCUGGCCAGCAUGGAUCCUCAGAACCCCCAGCAGUCCCAGCAGCAGCAAGCAAACCGGCCCGUCUACGAUACCAGCCACGGAGGACACUAUGGCGCGAGCGCAGCGCUUUCGGCACAGGGGUAUGCGCCGGCAGAGUUGUACACAGGACCUUGGGCCAAUGUCCACCAGGGACUGAACGGGCAGUACAAGGACAUCCUGACGACUUAUUGGCAACAGACCAUCAAUCACCUUGAGAGCGACAACCACGACUACAAGCUACACCAGCUUCCCCUGGCGCGCAUAAAGAAGGUGAUGAAGGCCGAUCCAGAGGUCAAAAUGAUCUCUGCAGAGGCGCCCAUACUCUUCGCCAAAGGAUGCGACAUCUUCAUCACCGAGCUUACCAUGCGCGCCUGGAUCCACGCUGAGGAGAACAAGCGUCGCACCCUGCAACGGAGCGACAUCGCGUCGGCGCUCGCCAAGUCGGAUAUGUUCGACUUCCUCAUCGACAUCGUGCCCCGCGAGGAGGCCUCAACCCACUCCAAGAGGCAGGCCGGCACCACCGCAGGCUCGUCGCAACAUGGCGUGCCCCAAGGCGUCCAGGGGCAGCCCGUUCAGGCCCCGAACCACCAGCACCCGAUGGGCGCGACCGACUACGGCUUGCCGGGACACGCCCUGGGCACUGAGGCUGACUACCGCCAGCCUGCCAUGUACGUCGGCCAGAACCCUGCCGGCCAGGCAGCGUAUGGCCAGGCGCAGGCGCCGAUGUACGGCGACAUGCCGGGCAUGUACGACUACAGCGCUAUGCAGCAGCAGCAAAGUGCUUGAGAAAGAUGCACGUGCCGGUUUCGUAUUCGGCCAGAAACAGAUCUCGUUCCCAGAGAGAACGACGACAACAGAACAUAUUCCGCCGGUCGCGAUGUUUGGUAUGGCGGAGCACACCCGUGGAAAUGGAUCGGGGUGGGGUGGGGUUUCGGCGCAUAGUGGUGGGACCGGGGAUGGACGGUUAUUCGUAUGAUACUCCCGAUAUCAUGAUUGUUCUUGCCGCGCGCCCGUUUACUUCUGAUAGCAAAUUGACCUUCCUUUGUCUUGGACGUC
Messenger RNA from Cryphonectria parasitica EP155, 1503 nucleotides. RefSeq lists its product as uncharacterized. Gene Ontology annotation, biological process: regulation of DNA-templated transcription. The coding region runs from base 439 to 1233 and encodes 264 amino acids. Lineage: Eukaryota; Fungi; Ascomycota; Sordariomycetes; Diaporthales; Cryphonectriaceae. The record is from RefSeq and is a predicted model, not a curated record. The transcript is spliced from 6 exons. Gene Ontology annotation, cellular component: nucleus; CCAAT-binding factor complex. Gene Ontology annotation, molecular function: protein heterodimerization activity; DNA binding; DNA-binding transcription activator activity, RNA polymerase II-specific.